Molecule: messenger RNA, 636 nt
Organism: Pelecanus crispus (Dalmatian pelican)
Lineage: Eukaryota; Metazoa; Chordata; Aves; Pelecaniformes; Pelecanidae
Source: RefSeq, a predicted model, not a curated record
AUGGGGACAUCCUGGGAUGCUGCCACCGGACCUCUCGCAGAAGAAAACGCCCUGCGAGGUUUGCCUGAUGAGUCCUGGGUCCCCAUCAUACGCUAUCAGUUCUGGGAGGAGAUCUGCGCCAAGACCAACCCGGCUUCAGCCCGCCUGUUCCUCAAGAAGCUCUGGAAGAUCGUCGGCAGCCAUCGCUUCAAGUCAAUCUGGUGGGGCGACGAUGGAAACUGCGUCGUGAUCGCAGAAAAACUCUUCAGAAAGGAAGUGCUGGGGAGGAGGGGACCCCUGAGGAUCUUUGAGACCGAGUCCAUGCGAGGCUUCAUUCUCCAGCUUAACCUCCAUGGCUUCUGCAAAAUGGAAGGGGAUUCUCUCCUAUCUGCCUCCAUCGAGGAGCUGCAAGCAGUAGCAGCAGCAGGUUCUGCUCUGGGCAAGCUGCUCUUCUACUACAGCCCCUUUUUUAGGAGAGAUUACCCCAACCUCCUCAGGAUGUGCAUGCAAGGUGGCGGCGAAAGAACGAGAGCCCCAGCUGCAUCCCCGCCGGGCCCCAAGGCGAAGCAAGAGCACCCGAGGAGGAGACGACGACCUGAUGCUCAGCUGGCGGUAGCGGAGGAGGAGGAGGAGGAGGAGAACAACACCCAGACAUCG